Penicillium macrosclerotiorum is the source of this 879-nucleotide messenger RNA. RefSeq lists its product as uncharacterized. Gene Ontology annotation, cellular component: MIS12/MIND type complex; kinetochore. Lineage: Eukaryota; Fungi; Ascomycota; Eurotiomycetes; Eurotiales; Aspergillaceae. Bases 1 to 879 code for a protein of 292 amino acids. The record is from RefSeq and is a predicted model, not a curated record. The transcript has 2 exons. Gene Ontology annotation, biological process: mitotic sister chromatid segregation.
AUGGCCGAGCCACACUACCGCAAGAUCGAACUGCAGUCGCCCACUGAUUUCACCUAUCUCUACGCCAACACGAUCGCGCUCUCGCGCCAAAAACUAGACCUGCAUCUGCCCCCUUCAGCAACAAACAAUGACGCCCCCGAUCCAAUGCGCGAGCGCGUACGGGAACUGGUGGACGAGUACAUAACGCGGACCUUCACGAGCGCGUCCUCGUCGAUCAGCAUCAACGGGAUCGACUCGACGUCGCCGCAGUUCCCCUUCCCGGCCUCGUUCACUGCGCCCGAAACUGUCGAGUACGAGCCGUUCGACUCCGAGCUCGCAUCGCGCGUGUCCACGCUGUACGCACAGCUCGAAUCGCUCACCACAAGCGUGGCCCAGUUACGCCGGGAGACACCGCAGCGCGCUGCGCAGGAGUAUGCGGCUCGGCUGGAACAGGUUAUCAAGGAUGAGGUCGAUGACGACGAUGAGGAAGAAGGGGAAAGUGUGAAUGGACAUGACGACCGGGAGGGCAUGGACGAAACCAAAGACGAGAGCCAUGUAGGCUCAAGCAGCGAGCAGGGUGCGAAAGACGUUGAGAGCAUGGAGGUUGACACAGAACCCCAGGCGACGACCAAACAACGACCGGGGCGGACUCAACGCCGUCGCAAUCGUCUCGAUCCGGCGUGGACAUUGCAGGUCCCGCUUGGCACGAACGAAGAAACGGAGCGCUGGCGGAGUGGCGAUAUAGCCGAAGUAUACGAAAAUACCCUGCGCGCGCUUCAGCGGCUGCAGGGCGAAGGAGAUGUGGACACCGAGGCUGGAGCGGAGGGCAACGCACUGGCUACGACGAUGGGCAAGGCCGAGCGGGCUGGGCGUGCUGCGGAAGUAGUAGAAAACAUGUGA